Messenger RNA from Dermochelys coriacea (leatherback sea turtle), 2064 nucleotides. RefSeq names its product peroxisomal biogenesis factor 16 (gene PEX16). Gene Ontology annotation, cellular component: peroxisomal membrane. The record is from RefSeq and is a predicted model, not a curated record. Gene Ontology annotation, biological process: peroxisome organization. Lineage: Eukaryota; Metazoa; Chordata; Testudines; Dermochelyidae. Bases 122 to 1174 code for a protein of 350 amino acids. The transcript has 11 exons.
CUCGGUGCGCAGGCGCAGAAGGGGAGCGUCCGGGGUGUGAGUAGCUCAGCGCGCAGGCGCGGAGUUUCCGACCGGGAAGUGUGCGCCGGGCGGGGGUGGAGCUAAGUGCUCCCGGGGAGCCAUGGCCGCCGCCGCCGGGCCCCUGGGGAGGUUGCGGCGCCUCUGUCACCGCUACCAGGAGUACGUGAGGCAGCACCCGGCCGCCACUGCGCAGCUGGAGGGCACCGUGCGGGGCCUCUCCUACCUGCUGCCAGGUCGCUUUUCUGAUUCCCAUGAACUUUCUGAGCUUGUGUACUCUGCCUCCAACCUCCUGGUGCUGUUAAAUGACUGGAUCCUCCGAAAGGAGCUACAGCGGACCCUGCCUGUGUCGCUACCCCAGCAGAAGUUGCUGACAUGGCUGAGUGUGCUUGAGUGUGUGGAAGUCUUUGCGGAGAUGGGGGCUGCCAAGGUGUGGAGUGAGAUGGGCCGAUGGACCAUCAUCAUCCUCAUCCAGCUGGCUAAAGCCAUCCUGCGCCUCCUGCUCUUGCUAUGGUACAAAGCUGGUAUCCAGACAUCUCCUCCCAUCAUGCCACUGGACAGGGAGCAGCAGCAGCUCCAAACAGAAGACAUGGAGGGCAGCUCAGUAGGAAAGGAACAGACAUAUGUUGGAAGGCGCUCCAGCCGCGUUGUGAGGUCCCUUGAAAGCAUCCCAGCCUUGCAAUCCAGACACUGGGGGUCUCCCCAACAGAAGGAGGGAAAACAGAACCAAAGAGCAGAGGAGAUGAACCAGGCUCCCACCCCUCUGGGGCUUCAGGAAACCAUUGCAGAAUCUGUCUACAUCACCCGGCCUCUGUUCCACUUGUUGAGUUUAGGCAUAUGGGGCCAGAGAUCAUGGAAGCCCUGGCUCCUCUCGGGAAUCCUGGAUAUCGCAAGCCUAAGUUUACUGAGUGAUAUGAAAGACCUGAAUAAGCGAGAGCGCUUGGAGCUGAGACGCCGAACCAUCCUGCUGCUGUACUACCUGCUGAGAUCUCCUUUUUAUGACCGAUACUCAGAGGGCCGGAUCCUCUUCCUGCUCCGCCUGCUGGCUGAUUAUGUCCCCGGAGUCGGGUUAGUCACACCACCUCUUCCAAAAGGAUCGCAAAGCACUUUACAAUCUACAAACCAGAGUCUUCCCUCUUCUUCCACCUCCUGCUGAAACACAGCCCUCUCUGGAGUGGACCACGGAAGCAGUGUAACAGUGCAUAGCAACACUACAUGAGUUUAGCCAGGAACUGAGGGAGACUAUCUUUGCAGCUGAUCUUUGCUGCUGAGUUGGGUUACUGCCCCUUCCCUAUAGUUUGGCUGGUGCUCUUAUCCACAGGUUUCUUCCAGUGUGGGGAGCUGCAGUCCUGGGGCAGAGGGAAAACUCUUCGCCAGUGCACAGGUGUCAGUGCCUCACCUGUUGCCUCUGUUGUCCAAGUUUCAAGGCCUGUCACCAGUCAUGAGUCUUGUCCUGCUCUGCUCCCAGUGGGUACAUCAGCGCCACCACCCAGCAGGGCACAGUCGGUGAUUUUGCUUGGGGAAAAGCUAGGAACGGCAUAACAGGAGGCUGUGGGCUGGGAUUGAGGGGCAUCAGCAGAGACAUAUGUGGGAAAUCCAUGCUCAUAGUGUACAUCUUUAAACUGUUGUUCCCCACUCUGGCUCACCUGGUCUCUCUGUUCUCUCAUUUCAGGACCAAUGAUGAAUUACCUGCCAGCUUGGCAGAAAAUCUAUUUCUAUAACUGGGGCUGAUGGGGAAGUGGCCCUUUGCUGCUGUGACUGGGGCUGACUCAGAGUGGCAACAGGAUGUCUCUGUGGAGCGAUGUUUCUGUCGGAUCUAUUUUUCAGUUAAACCAUUGAUUAGAGACUCCCAUUCUCCAGGAGGGCUUGUAACUUUUUUUUACAUACCUAGCUGUGAACAAUGGACACUAUAUGGGGUGAGAGACCUUUGCCACCCCCUAGCCUGUACAAUACGGUGGCUUCAGUGCUGGUCCGGGACCUCUUUUUUUUUUUUUUUAAGCAUUUAGCUUUUGUAUGGCUGCGCAGUAAUAAAGUCAGGCAGUGGCA